Molecule: messenger RNA, 1250 nt
Organism: Loxodonta africana (African savanna elephant)
Lineage: Eukaryota; Metazoa; Chordata; Mammalia; Proboscidea; Elephantidae
Gene: EIF3I
Product: eukaryotic translation initiation factor 3 subunit I
Exons: 12
Coding region: 92-1159 (355 amino acids)
Biological process (GO): cytoplasmic translational initiation
Cellular component (GO): cytoplasm; eukaryotic translation initiation factor 3 complex, eIF3m
Molecular function (GO): protein binding; translation initiation factor activity; RNA binding
Source: RefSeq, a predicted model, not a curated record
GAACGGAUAGGCGGAGACCCAUAAUCCGGAAGUGGCUCCAAGGCUUCUUCCGGUCCUACUCAAGCCGCCGCUCUUUAGCGUCACCGCCGGCAUGAAGCCGAUCCUGCUGCAGGGCCAUGAGCGGUCCAUUACGCAAAUCAAGUACAACCGCGAGGGAGACCUUCUCUUCACCGUGGCCAAGGACCCUGUGAGCCUCAUCCUGAGGGCCGAGCUCAGCUUCACCUUUUAUUCUUCUGAAGGCCUGGGAAUAUGUGCAGUGACAAAAGAGGACACUUUUAUCGUCAAUGUAUGGUACUCCGUGAAUGGGGAAAGGCUGGGCACCUACAUGGGCCACACUGGAGCUGUGUGGUGUGUGGAUGCCGACUGGGACACCAAGCAUGUCCUCACUGGCUCAGCUGACAACAGCUGUCGUCUCUGGGACUGUGAAACAGGGAAACAGCUGGCCCUACUCAAGACCAACUCAGCUGUCCGGACCUGUGGCUUUGACUUUGGGGGCAACAUCAUCAUGUUUUCCACGGACAAGCAGAUGGGCUACCAGUGCUUUGUGAGCUUCUUUGACCUGCGGGACCCAAGCCAGAUCGACAGUAACGAGCCCUACAUGAAGAUUCCCUGCAAUGACUCCAAGAUCACCAGUGCAGUUUGGGGGCCCCUGGGAGAGUGCAUCAUCGCAGGCCACGAGAGCGGAGAGCUCAACCAGUACAGUGCCAAGUCUGGAGAGGUAUUGGUGAAUGUUAAGGAGCAUUCCCGACAAAUCAAUGACAUCCAGUUAUCCAGGGACAUGACCAUGUUUGUCACCGCAUCCAAGGACAACACAGCCAAGCUCUUUGACUCCACAACCCUUGAACACCAGAAGACUUUCAGGACAGAACGUCCCGUCAACUCAGCUGCCUUGUCUCCCAACUAUGACCAUGUGGUGCUAGGUGGUGGUCAAGAAGCCAUGGAUGUAACCACAACCUCCACCAGGAUUGGCAAGUUUGAAGCCAGGUUCUUCCACUUGGCAUUUGAAGAAGAGUUUGGAAGAGUCAAGGGUCACUUUGGACCUAUCAACAGUGUUGCUUUCCAUCCUGAUGGCAAGAGCUAUAGCAGCGGUGGAGAAGAUGGUUAUGUGCGCAUCCACUACUUCGACCCACAGUAUUUUGAGUUUGAGUUCGAGGCUUAAGGAGCUGGAUCGCCGUCUGUCUAGGCUGCUCACAAAGUUUCGGACUCUGAGAAAUACAUUAGUCUGGAAAUAAAUGGUUUCUGGUCAGAUA